AAAUCAGACCGCUCUGCUCUUAUUUAUUAUAGAAAAACCGCUUUGUUUUGGGUCUCUCCCCUAAAUCGAAAACCCAAACUUUCCUCCUCCCUGGCGGCUAGAUACCUCACAGACAGCUCUCUCUCUCCAAGCCAAAUGUUACUUCUCUUUCUUAGCUAGUUUACUUUCCAGUCUUCAGAGAGUUACUGCUUUAUUUACAAAUCCCUCUCUUACAUAUAUAUAGGUUAAGUAUAUAACAAGGCUUGUACAUAGAUACAAGAAACCAGGUUUAUCGAGAUACUUGAUAAUUGGCCAUGGCGUCCGUCCCUUCAGCGUCAGAUAGUAUCCUCUCUUCAUCUACUUCUCUGGAAGUAGCAGACGUGCUGCAUAAAUUGUCCUUGGAUAGGCAGAACAAAUCGCUUCAAGUUCCUGACUCUAGAAAGAAGACGACUGCUGUUCAGUAUUCACCUGUUGAAUCUGGGACUUCAGCAAUUGGGUUGAACAGGCCAUAUGAGAGAUCUACAACUUCUUUUCAUCAGGAUUUCAUGGAUCCAAGCAUGAUCUACAACCCCAGUGGUUAUCCUUCAUCUACAUACUAUUAUGGAGCUUAUGAUGGAUCCGUGAAUGACUGGGAUAGAUUUUCAACUCCGGAUGGAGCCGAACAGGUUUCAGGUGUUUAUGGGGAGUAUCAUGGUUAUACUUAUGCACCAUAUGGUGCAUAUUCCCCUACAGCUUCAUCCAUGGGGCAUGAUGGUCAGCUAUAUGGGCCACAGCAGUACCAGUAUCCGACCUCUUAUUUCCAACCUUCUACUCAGACCAGUGGAUCUUACGCGCCCAAUCAGAUCAAUGCUUCCGUACCCAGUGUCGCUGAGGUGCAAUCGCAAGCAGAAACAGCUAAUGGAAAUAUGCCUUCCGUAGGAAAUUUUACUGCCUAUAGAAGCAACUUGUCAAAGCCUUUAAGACCAUAUGACCAGAACUCAACUAUGAAUUGCAAUGAUUCCUAUGGAUGGGGAGGAUUGCCAUCAGCAAGUUCUGGGAUCUCCUCAGCAGUUUCACAUGGCUACAAUUUUUCUACUGGAAGGAAUCACAACCAGCUGGGCCUGCAACCCCCUGGAGGAACAUCUGGAUUGGGCGCAACUGGAUUUCCGAAUCAAGUGUAUGCUAAUCACAAGAUUUAUGGUCAGUAUGCAAGUAGUGGCGGCAGAUUUGCACCCAACCGUUAUUAUCCUAGGACCAACAGCCAUGGGUGGUUAGCUGUUGAUAACAAGUACAGUUCCAAGGGUCGUGGUAGUAGUUUAUACGGAAACAGUAAUGAAAGCAUGGAUGGUUUUAAUGAAUUGAAUAGAGGACCUCGAGCAAAGGGCUUGAAUGAUCUGAAAGAUGCUGAACCUAUCACAUUGCCAGUGAAGGGACUGAGCCUUCCCUUGAAGGGUAACGACAAGAACAAUUUGCCUCUUUCUCCAGACAGACAACAGUACAACAAAGAGGAUUUCCCUGAAAAAUAUGCAGAUGCUAAGUUUUUCAUCAUCAAAUCUUACAGUGAGGAUGAUGUGCAUAAAAGUAUUAAAUAUGGUGUCUGGGCGAGCACGCCCAAUGGUAACAAAAAACUAGAUGCUGCAUACAAGGAAUCUCAAGAGAAAUCUGCUGGAUGCCCUUUGUUUCUGUUAUACUCUGUCAAUGCCAGUGGACAGUUUGUUGGUCUUGCAGAAAUGGUUGGUCCAGUUGAUUUUGACAAUAGUCUGGAGUAUUGGCAACAGGAUAAGUGGAGUGGUUGCUUCCCAGUGAAGUGGCAUAUUGUCAAAGAUGUGCCUAAUAGUUUGCUUAGGCACAUCACACUUGAAAACAACGAGAAUAAACCUGUGACAAACAGCAGGGAUAUUCAGGAGGUUGGAAUUGAUCAGGGUAUUCAAAUAAUUAAGAUUUUUAAAGGCCAUUCUAGUAAGACAUGCAUUCUGGAUGAUUUUGAAUUCUAUGAAGGGCGUCAAAAGACUAUGGUAGAGAAGAAAGCUAAGCAACGGAAGUUGAAGGUUGCGAAUGUGGAGAUACGUGAGUCUCCCUCAACUGAAGAUGUUGAUAAAAAUGGGCAUGUGGGAAAACUGAGGGAAAACAAGAUUGUCCCUGCCACCUUGAAUUCCGAAGCUGCAGCAUGUGAAAUUAUCACGAUUAAUGGAGAGCACAAGGUUUUGUAAGAGAAUGAAUCAGUUGCAACAGCUGAAGAUUCUUCCGUGUUCAAAGCCAGUGGUGAAAGAAAAUGAUAAUUUCAGAUGGUUGCUAAUGCACUCAGAUUAGGAUGCUCUUAUAGAUAAUGAAGUUACUGAAUUUAAACAAUGCUUUUUCUUUGAUAAAAUUAGUGUAAACAAGCUACUGUUAUUCUAAUGUUUCUGCAGCCUAUCUCUUGAGAUGGGCAAUAAUGGUUGAUUUGUGGCAGUGCACAUAUUCCCACAUGGAUAAAGGACCUUACAAUGGCAUUACAUGCGGUAUUUCUGCUGAAAGUAAAAAUAUCUGCCUUCUGUUGCCUGACACUA
This is a messenger RNA of Olea europaea var. sylvestris, 2504 nucleotides long. Its product is annotated as YTH domain-containing family protein 1-like. The transcript is spliced from 10 exons. The coding region runs from base 294 to 2168 and encodes 624 amino acids. Lineage: Eukaryota; Viridiplantae; Streptophyta; Magnoliopsida; Lamiales; Oleaceae. Gene Ontology annotation, biological process: mRNA destabilization. The record is from RefSeq and is a predicted model, not a curated record. Gene Ontology annotation, molecular function: mRNA binding. Gene Ontology annotation, cellular component: cytoplasm.